UUAAAGUUCCAUAACCUAGAGUGACUAGAGUGAAUUUAAUUCAUUGCUGCCUCGCCUGCUUGCGUACCUGUCGCCGACAGGCAGUAUACUAAGGCAGCCCUGCGUUCCCGGUGCUCGGAGCUGAACACCGCUCGUCGGCUUUAUAUUGGUCCUCAUCCUUCCUGUCUUGCUAAAUGCAUCGGUUUCCAGUUGUAGAGUUGAGCCUCCUCUUCGAACCUCUUUCCAGUAAGCCAUGAUGGCUUCGAAUCACUCGUCACUCGAGUAUUCUCUGAACUCAUUUGGUCCUACUGUCCCAAACGAGUUUGACUUCACUAUCCUCUUCGAAAACACUAUACUCUCUAUCCUACCAUCCAGUCUACUACUCAUUGUGCUUCCAUUUCGAAUAUUUGCCCUCUAUGGAAAGUCUAGGAAAGUAUCGAAAAGCUUCCUGUACGAGAACAAGUUGCUGUUUCUCAUGGCAUUUGCAUGUAUGCAGACCGCACUUCUAAUAAUGACUGCGGCAAUUCCAAUUCUCAGAAAUCCCUCGUCAAUUGCUGCCGCAUCUCUCACGCUGGUGGAUGCUGUUGGCUUAUGUCUGUUAUCCCAUAUGGAACAUAUGCAUUCGAUCAGACCGUCGGCAAUAAUCAAUGUCUAUCUCAUCAUCACGCUCCCCUUUGACGUCGCCAGGGCCAGAACUUUCCUGACACAUGAGACGACACAGACAUUUGGCGCUGUGUUUACCAGUGCUCUGGCCAUAAAAGUUUUGAUACUCAUUUCAGAAGCGAUUGAAAAGCGGAAUAUCCUGCUAGACCAGUAUCGCUACAUUUCUCCAGAAGUUACCAGUGGAAUCUACAACAGAUCUUUCUUCUUUUGGCUCAACCAUUUGAUGCGGACUGGGUUUUCCAAGGUUCUUGCAAACGAUGACUUGUAUCCUAUUGACGACGAUAUGGCAUCGGGUGUUCUUCUGGCUCGCGCGGACAUGGCGUGGAAGUCUGCCAAUCAAGAGCGCGCACAAGCACUAUUUUGGGCCAUGAUCAGGGCGAACAAAGCAGCUCUCUUGUAUUGCGUCUUUCCUCGAAUAUGUAUGAUGGGAUUCCGUUACGCACAGCCAUUCCUCCUACAACGAUCAAUUGAGUUUGCCAACAACUCUAAGGACCCCGACCGAGUUGGCUGGGCGCUGACCGCAGCUUUCGGUCUCGUCUUCUUAGGAUUAGCAAUUUCGAGUGGCUCUUACUACCACAUGAACUACCGCUUUGUCACAUCCACACGGGGAUCGCUCGUAGGUCUCAUCUAUGCGAAAACCAUGGAUCUGAGUAUAACCGCUCUUGAUGAGUCCGUUGCUGUGACGUUGAUGUCAAACGAUACAGAAGCCAUAUGUCAGUCUUACCGGACUCUUCAUGAGUUUUGGGCAGUUCCUAUUGAGCUAGCUAUAGCACUUUUCUUGCUCCAUCGGCAACUGGGACUUGCAUUUCUGGCCCCUGCAGCUGUUGCAAUUUUCUCCACGGUCGGAAUUUUGGCCAUGGCAAAAUAUAUGGGCCGGGCACAGAAAGUAUGGAUGGAGGGUAUACAGACGAGAGUAGACGUUACAGCUUCUAUGCUUGGUUCGAUGAAGCCAUGCAAGAUGCUCGGAUUUUCUAGCAUUUUAACCGAUGUCAUCCAAGGUCUGCGGGUUACCGAAGUGAGAUUAUCGAAUAUGUUCAGAAGACUUCUCUGUGUGCGUGUGUUUUUAGGUAACAGCACUUCAACACUUGCACCACUAGCAACGUUUGCGAUAUUCGUUAUAAUUGCCAGUACGACUGGCCAGACCUUGAAUACGUCCUCUGCCUACACGGCACUGUCGCUGAUUACACUGUUGGCAGAGCCGAUGAAUACCUUAGUGUUGUCAGUUCCUUUGUUGAACGCUGCGAUGGCGUCAUUUACCCGUAUACAGACCUUCUUAAAGUCAGACGCACGGAAAGACCACCGACUACCCCUGGUAAAACCUCUCGAAAGCGGUAAAACUUCUUCGAUGUCGAUAGAGAACGGGGACAUCGAGCUCGAGGGGCUCAAAUCGACCACUCGGGAUUCAUCGUCGACUCUGUUGCUAGCUCAGAAUGCUACUUUUGCAUGGAGUGAAGGCGGUGUACCUGCUAUCCAAGAUCUUAACUUGAUCGUGCCACGACAUCAGAUAUGUUUCAUCAUAGGGCCUGUCGGCUGUGGCAAGAGCACGUUGCUGAAGGGUUUGCUGGGCGAGACUCCUUCAUCCCAGGGCUUUAUCUACAGCGAUUCGCCCGACACAGCGUUUGUCGAUCAAACUUCAUGGGUAAGGAACGGCACUAUCCAGCAGAACAUAUUGGGUAUUUCAGCAUUCGAAGAGCCUUGGUACAGCAAAGUCGUCCAUGCCUGUGGACUGGAGGGCGACAUAGCGAUCCUCCCUAAAGGUCACGCAACACCUGUUGGGAGUGCAGGGAUCUCGCUGAGCGGAGGGCAGAAGCAGCGACUGGCUCUCGCGAGAGCACUGUACGCUCGGAAGGAGCUCAUCAUCAUUGAUGAUGUGUUUUCUGGCCUCGAUGCGUCCACUGAGGAUCACAUCUGUGCCUCUCUUCUUGGAAAAGAUGGUCUGUUCCGAUCGAUGGGCAUUACUGUCCUGUUGGCAACCCACGCUGUGCAGAGACUAGGUUUCGCUGAUCACAUUGUUGCGCUUGACUCCACCGGGCAUGUAAUUGAACAAGGAUCGUUCCAGAAUUUAAGGAGCGCGGGAGGCUACGUCCAAAGUCUUGCAUCGAAGCUAAAAAGUGAGGGAACUGCGAAGGCCAGCGAAACAGGAAAUGUAGCUUCUCCAAAAGUUGUUUCCACUUCAGCAGAUGGAGAGCUGGACAUAGCAGAAGACGAGCUGAACAGGCAGUCCGGUGAUAUCGCAGUCUACAAAUACUAUUUCAAGGCCACCGGAUGGCCGAACACCGUGGCAUUCUUCGGGAGUGUGGUGAUAUUUGGUGUUGCAACAAAGAUGACGGAGUUCAUGUUAACCUACUGGACGAAGGCAGUUGAAUCCAGGGGGAAUGAAGCCAACGGAUUCUACUUGGGCCUCUACGCCAUGCUUGCUAUUACGGGAAUGCUUGGACUUUGUGUUUCUGCCUACAUUCUCGCUCUGAGGAUGGUGCCUAGCAGUGCACAGCUCCUACACGAGAGGCUGCUCAAUACAGUUAUGGGAGCACCACUGUCAUUCUUCACCACGACGGACACUGGAAUCACUACCAACAGAUUCUCCCAGGACAUGACAAUUAUUGAUACCGAGCUCCCGUAUUCUCUAAUCGACUUCUCGUUGUCCGUAAUUGUUACUAUCAUGGGUGCCAUCCUUAUGUGCCUCUCGGCAGGUUACUUUGCCAUCACAGUGCCACCCAUCAUUCUCUUGGUCUGGAUCUUGCAGAAAUAUUAUCUGAGAACCUCUCGUCAAAUGCGUCUUCUCGACCUCGAAGCGAAAUCUCCGUUGUAUUCUCACUUCAUCGAGUCUCUUUCAGGGCUCGUGACUAUCAGGGCUUUCGGCUGGGGUGAGAACUUCAAAGAACGCAAUCUCGCCUUACUGGAUAUAUCUCAGAAGCCCUACUAUCUUCUGUUCUGCAUCCAGCGCUGGCUGGCACUUGCCCUCGAUCUGAUGGUCACGAUACUCGCAGUAAUCCUCAUGUCUCUCGUCGUCAAACUUCGAUCCGAGAUCAGUGCAGGAUUUGUAGGUCUCGCAUUACUAAACGUGAUGAGUUUCAACGAAUCCCUAGCCAACAUUAUCAAGACUUGGACUAUGCUCGAAACAUCCUUGGGAGCUAUCUCACGCCUCAUCGCCUUUACCGGACACACUGCAUCUGAGAACUUCCCAGGGGAGAAUCAACUUGUUCCCGAGAACUGGCCUAUGCAUGGAUCUAUCGAGAUCAAGAACGUAUCGGCAUCAUAUACCUCUGAUGACAAUCUUGUUAUCCGCAAUCUCAACAUGUCGAUUCGGCCGGGAGAGAAGAUCGGUAUCUGUGGACGCAGUGGUAGUGGCAAGAGCUCACUCAUUACCACCCUUUUCAGGAUGUUAGAAGUCACAGCAGACAGCUCGAUUACCAUUGAUGGAAUCGAUAUCACCAAACUGCCUAGGGAAGUUGUUCGAUCAAGGCUCAACGCCAUUCCUCAAGAGCCCUUCUUUAUCCGUGGUACCGUCCGAGCAAACGCGGAUCCUCUGCAUCGACAUGCCGACGAAGCAAUCGCUGAGGCUAUCAAGAAGGUACACCUUUGGGGUAUCGUCUCAAAGAAAGGCGGACUCGACACCCAACUAGACGCCGAAUUCUUCUCGCACGGUCAGCGCCAGCUAUUCUGCCUUGCAAGGGCGAUCCUACGGAAAAGCAAAGUCGUUAUUCUCGACGAGGCAACGAGUAAUGUGGACACGAAAUCCGACGAGCUGAUGCAGGAGGUUAUCCGAAAAGAGUUUAAGGAGUGUACGAUCAUCGCGGUUGCACAUCGCCUUGAUACGAUUUUGGGCUUUGAUAGGAUUGCUUUGUUAAGUGAAGGGGAGUUGAAGGAGUUCGAUAGCCCUCAGGUAUUGUUAAAUCGGCCCAGUGCGUUUCGCGAUUUGUAUAAGUCGUGAGCACUGGUGGAAGAAGAACCGUCAGUAAAGGAUUAGCAAUUAUGUGCAUAGAAUCAAUUUUUAGUAGAUGAGCCAAAAAUAAGUACUCCAAC
This is a messenger RNA of Cadophora gregata, 4665 nucleotides long. RefSeq lists its product as uncharacterized. Gene Ontology annotation, molecular function: ABC-type transporter activity; ATP binding; ATP hydrolysis activity. The coding region runs from base 233 to 4573 and encodes 1446 amino acids. NCBI's taxonomy places the organism in Eukaryota, Fungi, Ascomycota, Leotiomycetes, Helotiales, Ploettnerulaceae. Gene Ontology annotation, biological process: transmembrane transport. Gene Ontology annotation, cellular component: membrane. The transcript is spliced from 17 exons. The record is from RefSeq and is a predicted model, not a curated record.